Molecule: messenger RNA, 2520 nt
Organism: Eimeria tenella
Lineage: Eukaryota; Apicomplexa; Conoidasida; Eucoccidiorida; Eimeriidae
Exons: 14
Coding region: 1-2520 (839 amino acids)
Source: RefSeq, a predicted model, not a curated record
AUGCCCGAAGCAGAGAAGAGGGGCCCCCCUCAGGGGCCCCCUCAGGGGGCCCCUGCGGAGGGGACCCACGAGUCUGGGGGUGGCAGCAACAGCCCCUCUGGUGGAGAGUGCCCCGUAGGGUUAGCAGCAGCGGCAGCGCAGCAGCAAGAGGCGCAGCAGCUCCAAGGGCAAGGGUCCAUGGAGCAGCAGCAGCAGCAGCAGGAGCCGCAGCGGCAGCCCAGCGGGGCCGCGCAGCAGCAAGGGGAGGGGAAGAGGCCCAGCAAAAGAGACAGCGACAUAAUGCGAUUUUCCUCUUGGAGUUUGCGCAGCAGCAGCAGCGGCUUGGCGGAGCAAAUGAAGGCUUUGGGGGCGCGGGCGGAAGCCAGCAGCAGCAGAAGCAGCAGUAGCAGCAGCACAACUCCCUUCGGCGUGGUGGUGGCUGGCUCUGGCCGUCUGCGUCUGAUGCAGCGGGAAGACUCGCUGUCUGCGCAGGCCUCAGCAGCAGCAGCAGCAGUUGCUGCUGCUGCUGCAGCGGGCGCCGCGCACUCCCCCCGCCGCCCGCAGCAGCAGCAGCAGCAGCAGCAGGGGGACGGCGCGGAGAGCGUGCGCAGCAGCAACCCCUCCCCGCGCCUCAGCGCUUCUCUCUUUGGCCAUUCUGCUUCUCUUUCUGUUGCAGAAGUUGCUGUUGCGCCUGGCCAAGAAGGCCUCGCGGAGAUCUUUUGGAAACCCGACGAGGGAGACUUCCUCGACUCCCAGCUGAGCGGGUUUGGGCGCCGGCGGGCCCAGUUUGCCCUCUCAGGCAGCCAGGAAGAAAGCCUUUCGAACGAAAUGCCUGAGGCACUCGUCCACGACAUACGGGAAGCUGCCGGCACACUGCACCGCCCGCCCGCCCCCGGCCACCAGGACUGGCAGUUCAAAAGGCGCCAAUCUUUUCGUCGGGUUUUGCGGCCGCGGGGCGGCAACCAUUUGGCCUCAGAGACGCUGGAUGCCCUCGCUGGGAUGAACCGGACGUUCUUGGGCGACAUAUAUGAGGAGCUGCAGGAGCAGGUCAGCAAAAGAAGAGAGCAGCAGCAGCAGCAGCAAGAGCAGCAGCAGCAGCAGCAGCAGCAGCAGGAGCAGCGGCAGGCCAGCGAGCCCGAGGUCUAUGAAAUCCCCGGCAUGCCGCCAGCGCCGCAGCCUUCGCGCGGCGCUGGCUACGAUGCAGGAACAAUAGACGCUGGAUCCGAAGCCUUGCUGAUGGAAGUCUCUUUCGAAGCGCCCGACCUUGACUUGGCUUUUGAGCGUUUCGCUGGGGCGCAGCUCUCACUGGACCAGCGGCAAGACGACGACCUGCGGCAGCUGCAGGGGCCCCCCAAGUUCGACCGCAUGCACACGAGGGGCCCCACGGAGAAGAAGGAGUCGCCCCGCAGCAGACUGGCCCGCCUCCGACUCGAGGUCCCGCAGGCCGUCGAGCUCCUCGAGAGUCUGUGUGCACACGCAGACGAAUCCCGAAAGAGACAGCAGCAGCACGGGGACUCUUCUUCUGGUGCUGCUUAUGUCCUUUCUCUUAACGAAGCACUGGCAGAAGCAGCACAUGAAGCAGAAACAACAGUGCGAGAGGGCGUUGCAGCAGACACGGCGCUGCAACAGGUGCUGUUCAAGCAGCAGCAGCCGCAGCAGCAGCAGCAGCAGCAGCAGCAGCAAGACAUGAGCCAGCCCUCCCUGCUGAACCCCACAGACACAGGGGGCCUCCUAGCGCCCUUAUACUGCCCCACCUCUUGUGUGGAGAUGGACACUUUGGCAAGAGAGGCUCAAGAGCACCUGCAAGUUCCGGUGCAGCAGCAGCAGAAAGGGGGCGGCAGCGGCAGCGCCAUUGAGGUUUUGGAUGCGGUGCCUUUGACUGCGGCGGCUCAAGGAGCUGCUGCUCGGCGGCUCUUGCUGCUUGAAGAAAGACUCAAAAGGCUGGAGCAGGCCUGCCUUCCUGCUGCAGCAGCAAACCGAACGGAGGAGCCUGAAGUGCUGCGCCUAGCGACUCAGUGGGAAGCAGACUCGGAGGCCCCAACUCUAGCUGAGCUGGCUUCGCGGCUUCACCAGCUGCUGUCGCUGGCAGCAGAUCCUUCGCCGCUGUCGCAGCUGUCGGCGCGGCUGUCGGUGGUGCGCUGCUGCCUGGACGAGCAGGAACAGCAGCAGGAGCAGCAGGAGCAGCAGCAGCGGCAGCAGCAGCGGUGGCAGGAGGAAAGAGGCACUUUUGACGAAGAAGACUUUUCGGAAUUCCUUCCAGAAAAGAUUGUGCUGUCUCUACACCAGCAGCUGGCCCCUUGCAAAACCCUAGCAGACAAUUUGCCCCAAGUAACUCAAGCCCUCAGCCAGGCCAAAGUCCGCUUCGCCAGCAUUGUUUCUCUCCUGGAGGCGAUGUCUUCGCAAGCAGCGCAGCAAAAGACGCUGCAGGAGAAGCUGACGAGCCUCCAGUCAAUUGCUGCUGCUCUCUCGGGAGCUUCUGCUGCUCAAAGAGAAGCAGAAAAGCCCAUAUUUGAAUUGCCGCAGCGCCAGGCGCAGCCCUGA